UAAAUAAAAAUUAAAUCAGAGUAACCACACUCAGAGAUGUUACACGUUUAAUCAGCUGACCAACGUACACACACCACAAUUUUGUGUAUCUGCUGCUUACUUGUAUACCAGCCCUGCUUUUACAUCACAGCGUGACAAAGCUUUCAAAAGCUCUCAGUACAAUUUAUAUAGGGCAGGCACAAAAUGAAAGCUUUCGCUGGUCGAGUCUGUUUCCAGCCACUUUUUACUCACUUAAAUAAAGAUCUUAUUGAAACUGAAAAUAAUUUAAACGAGAAUUAAAUAAGAAAUUAAAUUACAGUUAAUUUCCACUUAGAUGAGUUUGGAGAAAUGCAGCCUUAUAGUUUUGUUCAGAUGAAAACUGAGUUACCUUAAUAUAUUGAAUUAUUUAAAUUUAGUUUAAAUAGUUGUAAUAAUUGAAAUAUAUCGUUUUGUUCCUUGAUAUCUGGCCUUCCAUUCCAUUUUUCCAGAAAUAUAUAUUAAUUGCUUUUUGUUCCUCUUUUAGACAUAUUUACUUAAUUAGUAUGAUUUAAUGCCGGUAACUUUUGUCGAUGACUAUGUAUAUUUACUAACUUACAAAAUGUCAUUUUUUUACAGCUGGUUAACUUGUCGGCCCGUCGAACAGUUUCUCAUAAUUAAGAUGUUAUUAACAUUUCAGGACAGAUUACGUAUUCCAUGGCGUGGCGGAUCUAAGCAUGCCACAUUGGGUAGCCUUAUUCCCGUUGUUGCGAUUCCAUUACUUAUUAGCUUAGCAGCAAUCAAUGCAUAUACCUGCAUUAUAUUAUUUUUAACAAGCUCUGUGAUAAUGUGUUAUGCUUUCAAUUACGUCCAGAGCAAAGCAAUACGGACAAGUUUUUUCAGCAUAUGGGUGUUUUCAUCAUUGGUCUACUUGAUAGUGUUGUUUGAAUUCACUGUACCGCUUUUGGAACUACUCCCAGAAGAGAAUUGGGCUUUAGUCGCACUCUCCAUAAUUUCAUUGAUUUGCUUUUAUCAGACUCGUAAGCGAGCUAUAUUAAAUCACGUCAUACAGUUUGCUGGAACAGCAAAUGGAGUACUCAUCGUUACAGAAACAAGCGUCUCAGAGGAAGAUAAGACGAUAAAAGCAGCUCUACUGCUAGAACAGGACAUGGAAGAAAUACCAUCUGAUUGUGCGAACCGCGUUCAACCAAAUGUUUGCUCAAUCUGUAGUAAGUGUGUGCCGGCGCGAACUGUACAUUGCUCAGUUUGCAGUGCUUGUAUUAAGAGACACGACCACCACAGCUAUUGGUUAAAUUGCUGCAUAGGAGAAUCAAAUCAUCGUUUCUACAUUUUUGGAUUGUUAUUUAGCACAUUCGCAUUAUUAUUGGGCGCUAAUUUGACACUUACUGCUGUUUGUCAUCCUUUUAUAGCAGCAAAUAUAUUAGGACUGCACAUAUUGCUACCGGAUGAUUGCACCGAGGUUUUUGACAUAUACGAGUUCGGCUUAGCUUUUGUCAUUGCUGCCUAUGCUUUAAUGAUUGCUGCAUACAUCAUGCUAAUACUUGUGCGACAAAUAUAUUUCAUUUCGCGUGGAACAUCAUUACAUGAAAGCAAAACAGAGGUGCGCGGGAAUAAUAAAACUUUGAAGUACAACUGGAGGAAUUUUGUAUUUUACUGGUUAACUUGUCGGCCCGUCGAACAGUUACGCAUAAUUAAGAUGUUAUUAACAUUUCAGGACAGAUUACGUAUUCCAUGGCGUGGCGGAUCUAAGUAUGCCACAUUGGGUAGCCUUAUUCCCGUUGUUGCGAUUCCAUUACUUAUUAGCUUAGCAGCAAUCAAUGCAUAUACCUGCAUUAUAUUAUUUUUAACAAGCUCUGUGAUAAUGUGUUAUGCUUUCAAUUACGUCCAGAGCAAAGCAAUACGGACAAGUUUUUUCAGCAUAUGGGUGUUUUCAUCAUUGGUCUACUUGAUAGUGUUGUUUGAAUUCACUGUACCGCUUUUGGAACUACUCCCAGAAGAGAAUUGGGCUUUAGUCGUACUUUCCAUAAUUUCAUUGAUUUGCUUUUAUCAGACUCGUAAGCGAGCUAUAUUAAAUCACGUCAUACAGUUUGCUCGAACAGCAAAUGGAGUACUCAUCGUUACAGAAACAAGCGUCUCAGAGGAAGAUAAGACGAUAAAAGCAGCUCUACUGCUAGAACAGGACUUGGAAGAAAUACAGCCAACUGAUUGUGCGAACCGCGUUCAACCAAAUGUUUGCUCAAUCUGUAGUAAGUGUGUGCCGGCGCGAACUGUACAUUGCUCAGUUUGCAGUGCUUGUAUUAAGAGACCACCACAGCUAUUGGUUAAAUUGCUGCAUAGGAGAAUCAAAUCAUCGUUUCACACUCGCAUUAUUAUUGGGCGCUAAUUUGACACUAACUGC
This is a messenger RNA of Rhagoletis zephyria (snowberry fruit fly), 2374 nucleotides long. RefSeq names its product palmitoyltransferase ZDHHC23-like. Gene Ontology annotation, biological process: peptidyl-L-cysteine S-palmitoylation; protein targeting to membrane. NCBI's taxonomy places the organism in Eukaryota, Metazoa, Arthropoda, Insecta, Diptera, Tephritidae. The record is from RefSeq and is a predicted model, not a curated record. Gene Ontology annotation, cellular component: endoplasmic reticulum; Golgi apparatus. Gene Ontology annotation, molecular function: protein-cysteine S-palmitoyltransferase activity.